AUGGGGACCGCCUACAAAACUCCAAUCGGAGCCUCCCCUUACAAGCUGGUUUAUAGGAAGGCAUUCCAUUUACUGGUGGAACUUGAGCACAAGGCCUACUGGGCGAUAAAGAAGCUAAACUUUGAUGCAGAAUUAGCGCGUGAAAAACGGUUGAUGCAAUUGAACUAUCUUGUUGUGUUUCUCUUGCACGCGUAUGAGAAUGCCAAGUUAUAUAAAGAAAAGACCAAGCGCUGGCAUGAUAAGAGUAUCUACAAUCGCGAGUUCGAACCGAACCAAUUGGUUAUAUUGUUCAAUUCGAGGUUGAGACUCUUUCCGGGGAAGCUCAAAUCAAAAUGGUCAGGCCCGUUUGAGGUAGUAAGAGUCAGUCCACAUGGUGCAACUGAGCUGCGCAUCUUAGGUGGCGAGAGAUCGUUCUUAGUGACGGACAAAGAGUAA
This is a messenger RNA of Nicotiana attenuata, 435 nucleotides long. RefSeq lists its product as uncharacterized. The record is from RefSeq and is a predicted model, not a curated record. Bases 1 to 435 code for a protein of 144 amino acids. NCBI's taxonomy places the organism in Eukaryota, Viridiplantae, Streptophyta, Magnoliopsida, Solanales, Solanaceae. The transcript has a single exon.